Molecule: messenger RNA, 2202 nt
Organism: Cuscuta epithymum
Lineage: Eukaryota; Viridiplantae; Streptophyta; Magnoliopsida; Solanales; Convolvulaceae
Source: the annotation of a GenBank genome assembly
UUUCCCAAAUGAAGUUCAAAGUUUUAUACGUAGUAUAAGUAUAAUCACAUUCAAAAAAAAAUAUAACAAUUAACAAGUAUAACCAAUUUGACACCUAUAGCUUUAGCCUGUCCAGAUUACAUGCUCCAGCAACAUUGCUGUCAGGAUCUAUCUCCAUCUCAACAACAGGCAUUUAUCACAUAAAUUUACACGAUCAAUACUGACUUUUUGGAGAGUUCAGCUUCUUUUUUUACCAAAAUGGCAAUAUCUGAAAACAAAUUUACCAUUUCACUCAAAAACAGUAACUUCUCCGUUCCAGCUGCAAGAAGCAACAACAUUUGGCAUCACAGGAUGGAAGACGGCAUCUACGCAAGCUUCAUCAUAUGGCUUGAUCUUAUUGUUCAGGUGACCUUAUUUGGAAUUGUAAAAGCAGAUAUGUCCAUCGGAGGACCCACUUACAAUGAUAGUCCCAUCCAACUUGAAAUUGCAUUUGUGGGGAAUCCGGUCACACUAUAUUUAUCCAGUCUGAAAGGAGGGGAAGUAGAGAAGAUUGCUAUGUUAGUUUCCAUUUGAUUUUGCAAUAAAGUAGGCAUCAGAAGUGUGGGAUCGUAUAGAGGGACAGGUAUAGGCUUCACUGUAGACCUGAAAGAAAUCCCUCGGAGAAGCUUAGCAUUAUUAGUACAUUAUAUCAUGUCGAGAGUACAAAUGAUGUUGCAUUCUUGCAUCAAGAUUAUAAUAUUUGAACAGCAACUCAAAGCAUUAAUGGAUCUUGGUUUCACAUUAUCCUACAACUUGGUCCUCCUUGAAUAUCUGAGUUUCAACUCCUUUUUCAACAUCAGUUGGCCUCGAAGAGCAGUCAUAUCCACAUGAGAGCACAGAGAGCCCAUUAUGUGACCACUUCACAUCUUUUACAGCAGCAGUGUGAUGAGUGAAUACGCGCACUUUCUUAUUACCUUUACUCCAAACACUCCAUAUGCAAACAGUUUGAUCCAGGCCAACAGAUGCAAGGUGAGCUGAAGACUAAACACUUUAUUCAUAAACCGGGAUAUGGGGUGUUUUUUGCUCACUCUCUUCAUGGCCCUUCGUUCUGUUUGGGCUUUAGCCGCUUAGGACCUUUCUAGGUGUCCAUAAAGCUAAUAUUUUUAAUAUGGAGUAUCAAAUUUAUCGUUUUACAUGCUCUAGCCUUGUAAUCUCUAGAUAUCAUAUAUGCAUUUAAAGAAUAAUAUCAAUAAUUAAAAUGUAUCUAUGAGUUUAGAGUUUUUGGUCGAGAGAAAUCAAAUAGUUCAACUUAAUAGUUUAACAUAGUACGGAGUUGUAUAUUUUAAUAUAUCACGUGUGAUUCACACGUUUGGCUUAUCUUUAAUUAGGCAUGGAGCUGGGCCGGCCCUGGUUCUAAGUAAUUGAAACCCCGUACUGACCCAGUAGAGUUCUAUUCUGUUCACCCCCCUUCAUGGAGGGUGAACACCACCCCCUCCCUCCAACACAUGACACUUGGCAAGACUUUUAAAUUUUGCAAUUGUAAUGCCAAGUGUCGUGUGUUGGAGGGAGGGAGUGAUGUUCACCCUCCAUGAAGGGGGUGAACAAAAUAGAACACGACCCAGUAUGCAUUAGUACCAGUCCCGGUUGGUCCUAGGUCGGACCGCCUAGCCGCCUAGGCCACCCAAGUCCAGUCCAUCCCUAUUUCAAUUGCCAUUGAAUGAUGAUGCAUUGUUAUUAAAACUAUUAUUAAGAGUUAGAGCCCAUUUGGUAACCAUGUUUUUUCGACUUAUUAGUCAAUAUUUUCACCAAACGCGUAAAUUUUGAUUCUACGCGCUGAAUUGUGUAAUAAUAAGAAAAUGUAAGGUUGGAGUUACUUUUCUGGAUGUAUUGGUUGAAGUUACAAUCAAGGAUCAUUUUAACUAUUUUUUCUUUAUUUUAUUAAUAAAAUAUAUUUUAAAUAUUUUUUUUCACAAAUCAGUAUAUUCAACCAAUGCAACCAGAAUUUCAUAAAUUUCAACAAAAUCAGCUGAUUUUGGCAUUACCAAACGAGCUCUUAUUGUUUCUGUCAAUUUCGUGAAAUCAUUAUUGUGUUGUAUAUAUAUUUAUUUAUUAUAUGUGGUUGUAGUUUUGAAAUUUUCAAGAAAGCAUUAUUAAAAGGGAAAAUGGAAACUAAUAAUCCAACCUUUUAGCGGUCUUCUUACAAUAGUCCCACCUUUUGAUUAUUCAUGAAUAAUCCAACCUUUG